CACUAAUUUCGUCACAAACGAACAUCCCUACCAACAUCAACACCACCCUUUCCAAAACUUACCACCAGCACUAGCACUAGCACAAUCACUACUACCACCGAAACAACCAAUGUGUCUAUCACAUGUAGACCAACUAACGGCGCCAUUGCUACCAAACUACCGCCACCGUCAUUAUCAGUAUACACGUACAGACACACAGACACACACACACACACACACACACACACACACACACACACAAAGUAAAUGAAAGGGUGAAAAGGGAUGUGUUAGAGUGUACAUGUUGUAUAUAGUGUGUGUGUAUAUAUAUAUUUAUAUAUAUAUAUAACAAUUGAUUGGCCAGUGUUCAGUCCUAACACUCAAGUGCUGGUGGAGAGUCUAUCACGAUUCACUAUAUCUUGUUGUUCAUCGACACAAAUGUGCAACAAAAUGGAAAGAGCAAGCAUUACUUCACUCUCGCCUCUCCUGCUGCUGUUGUUGUCUACUACAGUGAGCAUUGUUGCAGGUGAGCUCCGUCGAGUAUGUUACUAUACCAACUGGUCCCAGUACAGAAAAGGUGCUGGAAAAUUUCUUCCAAGUGAUAUUGACCCGCAAUUAUGCACCCAUAUUUGCUUCGCAUUUGCUAAAGUUACUAACUACAAGUUACAGCCUGCCGAAUGGAAUGAUAAAAGUACACCAUGGUCAAAGGGAUUGUAUGAACAGGUGAAUGAUCUCAAAACGCGCAACCCCCAGCUAAAGACUCUUCUCUCCUAUCUUCGUGCAGGAAACGCUCCCUGUCACACCACGAAGAGAGUCAAAGAUUUUUUGAGUGAUGAAGGGGUUGAUCUCAUGGACUGGCCACCUCAAAGUUCCAAUCUCAACCCUAUAGAAAAUGAAUGUCAGCAAGCUUUCGAAAGGGAAUCGAACCGUACUGGUAAGCCACGCUUGUUGCUCACUGCCGCAGUUCCUGCUGGAAAGAUUCAAAUAGACGCUGGAUAUGAUAUCAAAUCUUUACACCUAUAUGUCGACUUUUUCAAUGUGAUGACUUAUGAUUAUCAUGGUGCCUGGGAGAACAAGACAGGACAUAUCAGUCCCUUUAGAGCAUCUUCUAACGACAGUAGUAAGAGCGCAAAUUUUAAUGUGGAAUGGACCAUGCGCUAUUGGAGAGAACAAGGUGCUCCAGUGAGUAAACUUAAUCUUGGAUUGCCAUUUUAUGGCCGAAGCUUUACAUUAGCGGAUCCAAACAAAAAUGGGACGAAUGCUCCAGUCACUGGUAAAGGGACAGCCGGAGAGUUCACAGGCGAAGCGGGAUUUUUGGCCUAUUAUGAGAUUUGCCAAAUGAUUCAACGUGGUGCUACAAUAAAAAGAUUGUCAGAUGAAAAGGUACCCUAUUUGGUUUUAGGUAACCAGUGGGUUGGAUAUGAUGACCCAGAAAGUCUUUACAUGAAGGUGGAGUGGGCAAAGCAAUCUAACUUCAGUGGCAUUUUUGUCUGGGCCAUGGACCUAGAUGACUUCAUUGGUACUUGUCCUGGCAAUGAAUCGUAUAUUUUAAUGAAGACAGUUAUUCGUGCAGCCAAAGGAGAACCUCAAAUAAUACCUUCUACUACCGAAACUUCUACUACCAAAACUUCUACUAUCAAACCUUCUACUAUCAAAUCUUCUACUAUCAAAACACCUAGCAAGAAGCUGACAACUGCAACAGAGACAACAACAACAGAGACAACAACAGCAGAGACAACAACAGGGACAACAAACGAUGAUACUGUCGGUUUCUGUGUUGGCAAACCUGACAAAUUAUACGCAGUACCCCAGCAAUGUGAUUUUUUCUAUCAAUGCAACGCAGGCAACACUUAUCUUAUGAAAUGCCCACCAGGUACAGUGUUCAACCCGCAAAUCAGCAUCUGUGACCACGCUUUCAACGUUCCUGGAUGCUAGGAGAAACAUUGACGUACUUAGUAAGCGUGUAGAACCAAUAUGCUGAUGACGAUCAUGAUGUUAAUGAGUAAUGGCGAUUAUGAAGACCAUAAUGAUGAUGAUGUUGAUAAAUAGCAGCGAUGGUGAAGAUUAUUAUGGUUAUGGUGGAGGAGAAGAAGAGAAAAGAAAGAAGGAAUCGGGGACUAAUCUACAACAAACAUGUGUGUGUGUGUGUGUGUGUGUGUGUGUGUGUGUGUGUGUGUGUGUGUGUGUAUACAUGCGCAUAUCAAUAUAUACAUAUAUAUAUACUCAGAUAUACAUUAUAAACAUUACGUGUUAACAUUUAUCUAUCUAUCUAUAUUUACCUGUCUGUCUAUCUCUCUUUAUAAAUAAAUAUAUAUACAUA
Octopus bimaculoides (California two-spot octopus) is the source of this 2299-nucleotide messenger RNA. Its product is annotated as chitinase-3-like protein 1. Gene Ontology annotation, biological process: carbohydrate metabolic process; chitin catabolic process. Lineage: Eukaryota; Metazoa; Mollusca; Cephalopoda; Octopoda; Octopodidae. Gene Ontology annotation, molecular function: chitinase activity; chitin binding. Gene Ontology annotation, cellular component: extracellular region. The record is from RefSeq and is a predicted model, not a curated record.